Molecule: messenger RNA, 2097 nt
Organism: Thlaspi arvense
Lineage: Eukaryota; Viridiplantae; Streptophyta; Magnoliopsida; Brassicales; Brassicaceae
Source: the annotation of a GenBank genome assembly
AUGCGUUUUCCAGAAGCAGCCUGUGAAGGUCGAGAGGUGAGCUCCGGAGUGAUGAAUCGGCCAAAGAUAAGGAGAGAAAUUUGUACUAUGAAGCUGAUAAACCACCCGAAUGUAGUGCGGCUGUAUGAGGUUUUGGCGAGCAAGACGAAGAUAUAUAUAGUCCUAGAAUUCGGCAUGGGUGGAGAGCUUUUUGACAAAAUUGUACAUGAUGGGCGCCUGAAAGAAGAGGGAGCACGGAGAUAUUUUCAGCAGCUUAUCAAUGCAGUUGAUUACUGUCACAGCAGGGGAGUGUACCACAGAGACUUAAAGCCGGAAAACUUGCUUCUAGAUGCUCAAGGAAAUCUGAAAGUCUCUGAUUUUGGAUUGAGUGCCUUGUCCAGACAAGUCAGGGGUGAUGGUCUUCUUCACACUGCAUGCGGAACUCCAAACUAUGCUGCUCCUGAGGUUCUUAAUGAUCAAGGCUAUGAUGGGGCGACCGCAGACUUGUGGUCCUGUGGAGUGAUACUCUUUGUACUACUUGCUGGUUAUUUGCCUUUCGAGGAUUCUAAUCUCAUGACACUGUAUAAAAAAAUAACAACUGCUGAAUAUCAUUGUCCUCCUUGGCUCUCUCCUGGCGCCAAGAACUUGAUCAUCCGAAUCUUGGAUCCAAACCCUAUGACUCGUAUCACAAUUCCAGAAAUUCUGGAAGAUGCAUGGUUCAAGAAAAACUACAAGCCAGCCGUUUUCGAGGAGAAGGAAGAAGCAAACUUGGAUGAUGUGGAAGCUGUUUUUAAAGAUUCUGAAGAGCAUCAUGUCACAGAAAAGAAAGAAGAGCAACCAACUUCCAUGAAUGCCUUUGAGUUGAUAUCAAUGUCGAGAGCUCUGGAUCUCGGGAACUUGUUUGAAGAAGAAGAGGGAUUCAAGCGAGAAACAAGAUUUGCUGCUACAGGCGCUGCUAAUGAAUUAGUCCAGAAGAUUGAAGAAGCUUCUAAGCCUCUUGGUUUCGAUAUUCAAAAGAAAAACUAUAAGAUGAGACUUGAAAACGUGAAUGCCGGAAGGAAGGGAAACCUAAAAGUGGCGACUGAGAUAUUUCAAGUAUCACCUUCUCUGCAUAUGGUCGAAGUCCGGAAAACUAAAGGGGAUACAUUAGAGUUCCAUAAGUUAAUAAUUUUAAGGAUCGAAAUUCGAAAUCUUCUUAGCGCCAUGGCUUCCUUAUCGACGAGAACUCAACCGUGGUUAGUGCACAUUCCCGGCGAAUCCGUCCUCCAUCACUUGCCAAGCACGUGCUCUUUCCCAUGGAAGCCAACAAUUACGAGGCGGAUGAUCUGUUCGCCGGCGAGGAACUCCGGUGAGAUGUCGACGGAGGCAGAAACCGACGGUGGAUCUAGCACAGCCGUUGAUGAAGCACCGAAAGGGCCUCCAUCUUUGAUCUCAGCUCUCAACGUCGAACGCGCUCUCCGUGGCCUUCCGAUUACAGAUGUGGAUCACUACGGCCGGCUUGGGCUUCCCAGAAACUGUUCUUACGAUCAGGUUAGAAUUGGUUACCAAGAUAAAGUAAAGGAGCUAAUGGGACAAGGGCUAGACGAAGAACAACUCAAGAAGAAGAUGGAGCUUGUCAAAGAUUCGUAUACGAUCUUGUCGUCCGUGGAAGAGAGACGAAUGUACGAUUGGAGUCUAGCCAGAAGCGAAAAAUCAGAGCGGUACGUGUGGCCAUUUGAGGUUGACAUCAUGGAACCGUCGACGGAAGAGCCGCCUCCUCAGGAACCAGAAGAUGUAGGACCGACGAGGAUUCUGGGAUACUUCAUUGGAGCAUGGCUUGUUCUUGGUGUCGCCCUUUCUGUUGCAUUCAAUCGUUAGCCAGAUUCGUUUCUUAUACUGUUCUUUCGCAUCAUCUUCCUCACUUCAAAUUGAAUAACUUUCGAUGUAUAUUUAGUACCCGGUUAAAUAUCUACGUGUCAUCUGAUGAUGUUCAAAUCUACGGCUAUGUAAUAAUUAGUGUGUGUGUGUAUCCACAAAGUAAAGGAUAUAUAUGUUUACAUACAAUUAUAAUUUAUAUGUUUAUGAUUUAUCCAUUUAUCAUCUUCAGAAAUGACACAGCCAUUCAAGGCGUAAAGGUAA